AUGGCGAGCCCUCCAGAGACCGACGGCUUCUCGGACGUGCGCAAGGUGGGCUACCUGCGCAAACCCAAGAGCAUGCACAAGCGCUUCUUCGUGCUGCGAGCGGCCAGCGAGGCGGGGGGCCCUGCGCGCCUCGAGUACUACGAGAACGAGAAGAAGUGGCGGCACAAGUCGAGCGCCCCCAAACGCUCCAUCCCCCUCGAAAGCUGUUUCAACAUCAACAAGAGGGCGGACUCCAAGAACAAGCACCUCGUGGCUCUCUACACCCGCGACGAGCACUUUGCCAUCGCGGCCGACAGCGAGGCGGAGCAGGAGAGCUGGUACCAGGCCCUGCUGCAGCUGCACAACCGGGCCAAGAGCCACCACGACGGGGCUCAGGCGCCGGGGCUGGGAGGCGGGGGAGGCAGCUGCAGCGGCAGCGCCUGCCUGGGGGAGGCUGGGGAGGACUUGAGCUAUGGGGACGUGCCCCCGGGCCCUGCCUUCAAGGAGGUCUGGCAGGUGGUGCUGAAGCCCAAGGGCCUGGGACAGACAAAGAACCUGGUUGGCAUCUAUCGCCUCUGCCUGACCAGCAAGACCAUCAGCUUCGUGAAGCUCAACUCCGAGGCGGCCGCCGUGGUGCUCCAACUGAUGAACAUCCGCCGCUGCGGCCACUCGGAGAACUUCUUCUUCAUCGAGGUGGGCCGCUCUGCUGUGACCGGCCCGGGGGAGUUUUGGAUGCAGGUGGAUGACUCGGUGGUGGCGCAGAACAUGCACGAGACCAUCCUGGAGGCCAUGCGGGCUAUGAGCGAUGAGUUCCGCCCUCGCAGCAAGAGCCAGUCCUCCUCCAACUGUUCCAAUCCCAUCAGCGUCCCCUUGCGCCGCCACCACCUCAACAACCCCCCGCCCAGCCAGGUGGGCCUGACGCGUCGCUCCCGUACCGAGAGCAUCACCGCCACCUCCCCAGCCAGCAUGGUGGGCGGGAAACCCGGCUCCUUCCGCGUGCGCGCCUCCAGCGAUGGCGAAGGCACCAUGUCGCGGCCGGCCUCCGUGGACGGCAGCCCUGUGAGUCCCAGCACCAACAGGGCCCACGCGCACCGCCAUCGGGCCAGCUCCCGGCUGCACCCUCCGCUCAACCACAGCCGCUCCAUCCCCAUGCCGACUUCUCGCUGCUCGCCCUCGGCCACCAGCCCGGUCAGCCUGUCGUCCAGCAGCACCAGUGGCCACGGCUCCACUUCAGACUGCCUCUUCCCCCGGCGGUCCAGUGCCUCGGUGUCCGGCUCCCCCAGCGAUGGCGGGUUCAUUUCCUCGGAUGAGUAUGGCUCUAGCCCGUGCGAUUUCCGCAGUUCCUUCCGCAGCGUCACACCGGAUUCCCUGGGCCACACCCCGCCGGCUCGCUGCGAGGAGGAGCUGAGCAACUAUAUCUGCAUGGGUGGCAAGGGGGCCUCCACGCUGACCGCCCCCAACGGUCACUACAUCCUGGCUCGGGGCGGCUGUGGCCAUCGCGGCGGCCCAGGAGCCAGCCUGGGCACGAGCCCUGCGCUGACUGCGGACGAGGCGGCCAGUGUGGCGGACUUGGAGAACCGCUUCCGAAAGAGGACUCACUCUGCGGGCACGUCCCCCACCAUCUCUCACCAGAAGACCCCGUCCCAGUCCUCAGUGGCGUCCAUCGAGGAAUAUACCGAGAUGAUGCCUGCCUACCCACCAGGAGGGGGCAGCGGAGGCCGACUGCCCAGCUACCGGCACUCCGCCUUUGUGCCCACGCACUCCUACCCAGAGGAAGGGUUGGAAAUGCAGCGUGGGGGCCAGCAGCGCCCGGACACCACCACAGCCCUCCACCCGGACGAUGGCUACAUGCCCAUGUCCCCGGGGGUGGCCCCAGUGCCCAGCAGCCGAAAGGGCAGCGACUAUAUGCCCAUGAGCCCCAAGAGCGUGUCUGCCCCACAGCAGAUCAUCAACCCCAUCAGGCGCCACCCGCAGAGAAUCGACCCCAAUGGCUACAUGAUGAUGUCCCCCAGUGGCAGCUGCUCCCCCGACACCGGAGGGGGUCCCGGUGGCAGCAGCGGCGUUGUCCCUUCCUCGAGCAGCUUUGGGAAGCUGUGGACAAAUGUGGUGGGGGGGCCCCAUUCGCACGCCCUCCCUCACCCACAACCAGCCGCGGAGAGCAGCGGAUGCAAGAUCCUGCCUUGUGCAGGUGACUACAUGAACAUGGGGGACUCCAACACCAGCAGCCCCUCCGAUUGCUACUACGGCCCCGAGGACCCCCAGCACAAGCUGGUCCUCUCCUACUACUCUUUGCCAAGGUCCUUUAAGCACACCCAGCGCCCAGGGGAGCCAGAGGAAGGUGCGAGGCACCAGCACCUCCGCCUCUCCGCCAGCUCCGGCCGCCUUCUCUAUGCUGCAGCCGCCGAAGACUCUUCCUCCUCCACCAGCAGUGACAGCCUGGGAGGGGGCUACUGUGGCCCGCGGCCCGAGCCUGGCCACCCGCCUCUCCACCAUCAGGUCCUGCAACCCCAUCUGCCUCGAAAGGUGGACAUGGCCGCUCAGACCAACAGCCGCCUGGCCCGGCCCACUAGGCUAUCUCUGGGGGAUCCUAAAGCCAGCACCUUACCCCGGGCCCGUGAGCAACCGCAAGAGCCCAAGAGCCCAGGGGAGUAUGUGAAUAUUGAAUUUGGCAGUGGCCAGCCUGGCUACCUGUCUGGCCCUGUGGCUUCACACAGCUUGCCUUCCGUAAAUUGCCCAGCCCAGCUCCAGCCAGUGCCCCCGGAGGAAGAGACUGGUGCUGAGGAGUACAUGAACAUGGAUUUGGGGCCUGGUCGGAGGGCAGCCUGGCAGGAAAGCGGCGGCAUGGACGUGGGCCGAGUGGGCCCUGCGCCUCCCGGGUCUGUGAGCGUGUGCAGGCCCACGCGGGCCGUGCCCAGCAGCCGCGGGGACUACAUGACCAUGCAGGUGGGCUGUUCGCGGCAGAGCUACGUGGAUACGUCGCCGGUGGCCCCUGUCAGCUAUGCUGACAUGCGGACGGGCCUGGCUGUAGAGGACAUGAGCCUCCCCGGAGCCACAGCGGCGGCCCCCUCCUCAACCUCCGCAGCCUCGACCUCCCCCACUGCACCUCAAGGAGCUGCUGGACUGGCUGCCCGCCCUUCGCUGCUCGGGGGCCCUCCGGGCUCUGGGGGCCUGAGCGCUUUCACCGGGCUACACCUCAGCCCCAAUCACAACCAGAGUGCCAAAGUUAUCCGUGCGGACCCGCAGGGGUGCCGGAGGAGGCACAGCUCCGAGACCUUCUCCUCGGCACCCACUGCCACCAGGGCAGGCAACGUGGUGCCCUUCGGAGGGGGUGCUGCGGGAGGCGGUGUCAAUGGCAGCAGCUAUGGUGGCUGCAGUGGUGAGGAUCCCAAGCGCCACAGCUCUGCCUCCUUUGAGAACAUGUGGCUGAGGCCUGGGGAGUUUGGAGGAGUCCCCAAGGAGCCAGCCCAGGUGUGUGGAGGGACUUCGAGGGGCUUCGAGAAUGGUCUUAACUACAUAGACCUGGAUUUGGUCAAGGACUUUCAACAGCGCGCUCCGGAGCGACCCCCAGCCCCGCGGCCCGCCCCAGAGCGACCCUCUCAUCGGCAGCCCCUUGGCAGCAGUAGUGAGAGCAGCUUGACUCGCCGUGCCAGCGAAGAUCUAAGCGCCUAUGCCAGCAUCAGUUUCCAGAAGCAGCCAGAAGACCUCCAGUAGCUCAACUGGAUUCA
Echinops telfairi (small Madagascar hedgehog) is the source of this 3704-nucleotide messenger RNA. It is a transcript of the gene IRS1, whose product is annotated as insulin receptor substrate 1. Gene Ontology annotation, cellular component: plasma membrane; cytosol. Bases 1 to 3690 code for a protein of 1229 amino acids. The transcript has a single exon. Gene Ontology annotation, molecular function: insulin receptor binding; phosphatidylinositol 3-kinase binding. NCBI's taxonomy places the organism in Eukaryota, Metazoa, Chordata, Mammalia, Afrosoricida, Tenrecidae. The record is from RefSeq and is a predicted model, not a curated record. Gene Ontology annotation, biological process: insulin receptor signaling pathway.